GAAUGAGCUACAAAGCUUAAUCGUGGAGUACGUGAACGUGCACAAGUGUCUGCAGGCGUGAUGAGGGUACAGAAAGAAAUGCAGGAGGCUGGUGAAGGAACUCUUGGAAUGGAGGUGAAUCACCUGAUGGGAAGUGUUGAAUCACUUCAUGACUCCCGCUUCCAAACUAUUAGGCUAACUCAGAAAUGGUCUGACAACACUGGGCCUAUAAUAUGAACUGAGAUUAACUUCAUAUUUACUUUACAUUUUGACGUGUGAAACGUAACAUGAUUGAUGGAAAUAUAUCACAGACUCGAUGUAAAACAACGGGAAACGCCAACUAACUGCAACUAUAUGUUUAAAAUCAAGAUUUAGUGGUUUUUGAGCGAGAAAAAUCAAUACCUACAAUUCCCAUGAGCCUCCCCGGGUGUGCGUCAUCACAUUUCCACCAAUCACAGAUUUUGGAGGGCUUAUGAACUACAAAACACGGAAAUGCAGAAAACUUCGUUUAUCCUCCAAUAUGUAGAACAGCAGCAACAAAAACUCUUCGCAGUACUUCCACGACUUUUCGCUUUUCGUUCUUUUAUUUUCUCUCUCUCUCUCUCUCUUCUCAGACUCAUCAACGUUGCUUUCGAAUCGUUUUGCGUAGACUGCUAGCGAAGAGCUGUCGUUUGCUUCAUGGAAGUGACGCCGAAGAACGACACUUCGAAAUCGGCGUACCGUUCACCGUCCAGUCCGUGGGAGUCCAGAAAUGAGACGCCGCACCAGAAGCUGAGCGCCUCCCUGAAGGCGCGUCUGAAGAGAACGCGGCGUGCCUUCACCUCGCCCUUCCCCGUGGCCAAGCGCCUCUGCGUGGACGUGGAGGACGGCCAACCAGAAGCCAGACCUGGGAGUGAAAUGUUUUCCGGGAUGAUUCCUGGACCGGCGCACACUCACGCCGAAAACCUUGCGCAACGACGGGAGCGGCUCGGCAGGCAGGUGAAGGACAAGACGGAGACGUUACGUCGACUGAGGAUGGUUAAGAUGUACAGGUGCAAGAAUGACCUGACGCAGCUUCAAACCUUGAUCGACAAGUGGCGGAGCUGCGCUCAGAACGCGUUGUACGAGCUCCAGUCGGACGUCCCUGUGGAGGGACGCAAGGCCAGCCUGUCUGAACUCAUCGAUCUCUUCGGUCUCGAUGAGAAAAUCUUGCACUUUGACCGCACAGAGGACGACUUUGCUUCCUGAAUGUGCUUUCAAACAUAUACAGGUGCAUCUCAAUGAAUUAGAUCGCAGAAAACUUAUUUCCCCUAGUUAAAUUUUAAAAAGUGAAACCCAUAUGUAGAUUCACUACACAGAGUGAAAAGUUUCCAAAUUUUUAAAAAUAAUUUUGGAUGAAUAUAGUUAGUUAACAAAGACCUCAUUUACCCUCAAGAAAUUAGACUACUACAUCAACAAUCAACAUGAUUAUCAUUAUAGAAAUAAGGUAGGAUUUGGACUAAAAGGUUUUCUUUCUUACCUAUUCAAUUAAUCUAUAUGAGGCAUGAGUUUCACUUUUUGAAUAAAUAAACUUUUCUACCAUAGUUUAGUAAGCCAUCCAAUGGAACCUCUAAGGCCGAACACAAGAAUUUGGAAUUUAAAAAAAAUGUUUUCCCAUUGGAAAAUAAUGCAAAUCUAAGUGAUCUCUUUCAGGGUCAAACGGUAACUGUACAGGAGGUCCUUUUUCACAAUAGGCAGUAGCGCUCUGUUUAUACACAAAUUAACAAGUGACUGUGCAUGAGGUGACUACGUAGUUAGGACUAGUCCUUUUGAAAUAAGUUUUGCCAAAGAAGCAAGUUAAUAUCUUUUGAUGUUCGCUUAACUUUCACCCCCCCAAAAUGUUGCUCAAAUUCCAAAUCGUUCGACCUGAGGGGUUGCACUGCACAGUCCCAUUCCAAAUAAUACUACAGAGAAUAUGUUGGAGUUCUUUAUUAGUUGCCGCUAUGUUAUUGUCACACACAUCUUGAUUUGUAGUUGUAUUUAUUUAAGUGUAAAUAAAACCUGGUUGUCUGCGGAA
Phyllopteryx taeniolatus (common seadragon) is the source of this 2014-nucleotide messenger RNA. It is a transcript of the gene sfr1, whose product is annotated as SWI5-dependent homologous recombination repair protein 1. The transcript is spliced from 4 exons. NCBI's taxonomy places the organism in Eukaryota, Metazoa, Chordata, Actinopteri, Syngnathiformes, Syngnathidae. Bases 658 to 1206 code for a protein of 182 amino acids. The record is from RefSeq and is a predicted model, not a curated record. Gene Ontology annotation, biological process: double-strand break repair via homologous recombination; positive regulation of DNA-templated transcription. Gene Ontology annotation, cellular component: Swi5-Sfr1 complex.